UUCACCAUUAACACCACCUCUCUCAUUCUCCAUAUCUCUUUGUCCUCUCUCUCUCUCUCUCUCUCUCUCUCUCUCUCUCUCUCUCUCUAAAAUAAUUAACUAAACUGCUAUUACUUCACCAAGUCUGGUACAUUUACCCCAACGUUCUUUAAACUUUGAGAUCUCGCACAGGUUCAGAGCACUAAUAUACUGCUGAUGGUAAUGGCAAACGCCAACCUCGUGUUUCCGGGGACUGUGACCGGGGAGGAGUGCAUGCGCCGCGUCCCGGUCCCGCCGUCGCAGCCCUUCCUUGAGACCUUCCAUGCCAACCUCAAGGAGACCUUCUUCCCCGACGACCCCUUCCGGCAAUUCAAGCAUGAGAGGGGGUUCCGUAAGCUCAUCCUCGGCCUGCAGUACUUCAUUCCGAUCCUCCAAUGGGUUCCGAGCUACUCAUUCAGUCUCUUCAAGUCAGACUUUGUCGCCGGGAUCACCAUUGCUAGCCUUGCAAUACCCCAGGGCAUUAGCUAUGCCAAGCUCGCAAACCUACCACCAAUUCUUGGCUUAUAUUCGAGCUUUGUGCCUCCACUGAUAUAUGCGACGAUGGGGAGCUCACGGGAUCUGGCUGUCGGGACGGUGGCCGUGGCGUCGCUGCUUAUGGCGUCGAUGCUGGGGAAGGAGGUGUCGGCAUCACAGAACCCGAGGUUGUAUCUUCACUUGGCGUUCACUGCCACAUUCUUCGCUGGAGUCUUACAGGCGACCUUGGGAUUGUUGAGGCUUGGUUUCAUAGUGGACUUCCUCUCACAUGCAACAAUAGUGGGCUUCAUGGGGGGAGCAGCCACAGUGGUGUGCCUCCAGCAGCUAAAGGGGAUGCUAGGCCUCCAACAUUUCACCACAGCCACUGACCUUGUCUCUGUCAUGGAAUCUAUCUUCACUCAAACCCACCAGUGGAGGUGGGAAAGUGUGGUUCUUGGAUGCAGCUUCCUCUUCUUCCUUCUCCUCGCAAGAUUCUUGAGCAAGAGACGGCCCAAGUUCUUCUGGGUUUCCGCGGCUGCGCCACUAACAUCAGUGAUACUGGGAAGCCUUCUGGUGUACCUUACUCAUGCUGAAAACCAUGGCGUCCAAGUGAUUGGUUACCUAAAGAAGGGCCUAAAUCCACCGUCGGUGACCAGUUUGACCUUUUCGCCGCCAUACAUGAUGGUCGCACUGAAGACCGGCAUAGUCACCGGGAUCAUCGUCCUAGCCGAAGGGAUCGCAGUUGGACGGAGUUUUGCCAUGUUCAAGAACUACCACAUCGACGGCAACAAAGAGAUGAUUGCUUUUGGGAUGAUGAACAUCGGUGGAUCGCUAACAUCGUGCUACUUGACUACUGGGCCAUUUUCACGAUCGGCUGUGAACUACAAUGCCGGUUGCAAGACGGCGAUGUCGAAUGUAGUGAUGGCAGCUGCGGUGAUGAUCACACUAUUGUUCCUAACACCAUUGUUCCACUACACGCCUCUGGUGGUCCUCUCCUCCAUUAUCAUUGCAGCAAUGCUUGGACUCAUUGACUACGAGGCAGCAAUCCACCUCUGGCAAGUCGACAAGAUCGACUUCUGCGUGUGCUUGGGCGCAUACUUGGGGGUCGUCUUCGGUAGCGUAGAGAUAGGAUUAGUCAUUGCAGUUGCAAUCUCCAUAUUUAGGGUUUUAUUGUUCGUGGCAAGGCCGAGGACUACCGUGCUCGGCAACAUUCCAAAUUCAAUGAUCUACCAACGAAUGGACCAGUAUCCGGUGGCCCAGAGUGUACCUGGAGUGAUCAUACUCCGCGUCGAUGCUCCGAUCUACUUUGCCAGUGCUAGCUACUUAAGAGAGAGAAUCUCGCGAUGGAUUGACGAGGAGGAAGACAAGCUGAAGUCUAAGACUAAGACUAGCUUGCAGUAUGUAAUCCUGGACUUGGGUGCUGUUAGCAGCAUUGACACCAGUGGAAUUAGCAUGCUAGUGGAGGUCAAGAAGAGUAUGGAUAGAAGGGGGCUUCAGCUUGUGUUAGCAAAUCCUGGAGGUGAAGUAAUGAAGAAGCUGGAUAAAUCUGAAGUCCUCGAAACCAUUGGCCAUGAAUGGAUCUUCCUAACUGUAGGAGACGCCGUCGCCGCAUGUAACUUCACGCUCCACACCUGCAAACCUGGGGCUGGCACCGACGACGCCAUGGUUGGCGACAACAUUGUCUAAGAAAUCAAGAAAUGGUUUCAAUCUGACACCAAAUUAGGAGGGGGUUGGGGAGAUGGAAACUGAGACACAUUUGUUCCUUUGAAAUUUCCAGCUGAGUCUGAGCUGAACGCUUCUAAUCUUCUUGAGUUCAAAAUCUUAUUAUGCUAUAGAAGUUGGCAAUGUAUUACUUCCCUUUUUGGGUUGGGAUCAAAUGCAACUAUUGGGAAAAAAGGAAUAAAUGGUUAGAAAAUUGUCCCUACUUGAUAAUGCAAUAAAAGUCUGGUUCAUAAA
This is a messenger RNA of Phoenix dactylifera (date palm), 2448 nucleotides long. Its product is annotated as sulfate transporter 3.1-like. Gene Ontology annotation, biological process: sulfate transmembrane transport. The record is from RefSeq and is a predicted model, not a curated record. Gene Ontology annotation, cellular component: membrane. Gene Ontology annotation, molecular function: secondary active sulfate transmembrane transporter activity. NCBI's taxonomy places the organism in Eukaryota, Viridiplantae, Streptophyta, Magnoliopsida, Arecales, Arecaceae.